AUGGCAGAAACAUCUAGAAAUAAGCAUAGCACACCAAAAAAAAAACUAGAACGACGACAAGAAUUACCAAAGUUAGAGCGGCAGAAACAUAGGGCUCAAAAGUAUCGGCCGGAGUGGGAAGAAUUAGAUGUAUUUAAAAAGUGGCUCAAGCCAGGCCCUAACGAAUUUAAAGCCAAAUGCUUUAUCUGCGACUCUAUUUUAACUGCAGAGAUUGGAGUUUUAAAAAUGCAUGCCAAUAGACAAAAACACCUUGACGCAAUGAAAAUGUUGCCAUCAACAAGUAAGCAAGUUUCCACAAUGGCAUCAUUUGUAACGAAAAAAAUCCCAACAAACGUUCAAAAUGCCGAAGUAAAACUUACCGGUUUUUUAGUUGAGCAUAAUUUAGCGUUCAAAACGGCAGAUCACUUGACGGAAUUGCUAAAAAGCAUAUUCCCGGAUUCAAAGAUAGCUCAACAAAUUUCUCUUAAAAGGACCAAAGCAACUGCCAUUGCCACAGCAGUCAUAGGAGAGACCGAAAAAGAAGUCAUGGUGCCAAAAUUAAAACAAAAUAAGUUCAGUGUAAUUUGUGACGAAUCCACUGAUAUAAGUACCCAAAAGGCUUCUUGUAUUGUCGUGAGAUUUCGUGAUGAGAAAUCAAAACAAAUAUUUAGUAAAUUUUGGGAAUUGACGAAAAUAUUUGAUUUGUCAAAUCCGGACUUAAAUAACGAAGGAGCCACGGGGAAAAAUUUAUUUAAUGCCUUAAUAAAAUCUUUUGAACAGGAAAAUGUUCCUCUCACUAAUUUAAUAGGAUUUGCUGCUGAUGGUUGCAGUGUGAUGAUGGGAGAAAAUAAUUCCGUUUCCAGUCGCCUUAAAGAGCAUUGUCGUGGUAUAGUAAUAAUGAAAUGUGUGUGUCACUCUGCCCACCUUUGCGCCUCUUCAGCCUGUAAAGAGCUACCUAGAAGAUGCGAGGAUUUAGCUCGAGAAAUAUACGCUUUUUUCAAAAGUAGUUCUAAGAGACAAUGUCAGUUCGCUGAAUUUCAGGAAUUUCUUAAACUGAAACCACACAAAAUGCUUCAUCCAUUUCAGACUCGUUGGCUCUCACUUGUUGCAGUUGUGGAAAGAAUACUCGAACAGUGGGAUGCAUUGAAACUCUUCUUCACAAACACAUGGCUCAGCGAGAAGCUCGUUUCAACAGAAAUCAUAUUUAAUAACUUAAAUGAUCCAUUCAUCAAAUUAUACUUUAAUUUUCUCGCAUGGAUUUUACCUAAAUUUACAGAGUUUAACAAAUUUUUCCAAUCAGAAAACGUUGUGAUAACUUCGCUAAAUGACAAAAUUCACGAAAUAUACCGGGACAUUCUACUCUGUUUUUUAAAGAGAGAUUACGUUAUGAAACAUGAACUUGAAUCAAUAAAUUUCGUCAAUGAAGAAAUGUGGUUAAGAAACGAGCAAAUGUACUUAGGCGUCAGAGUAAUGAAUGAUCUCAAAAAUCUUGAAAUUUCAGGAAGUAAACUGGAACUCAAUAAAUUUUUUAGUGUUUGCCGCAAUUUCCUGGUAACGAGUGCUAAAGAAAUAAAAAAGCGUUAUCGCAUGAAUGACCCCCUUUUAUCAAAACUUCAUAUACUACAUCCUGCGAAUGCUGCAUCGUCAAAAUUUCGAGAAUCUGUUCCUUCGAUAUUUUCAUUAAUCGAGUUACUUCCUAGAGUAGUACAGAUGGACAACAUGAGCUUAAUUCAAAACAUCGAUAAUCAAUGGAGAAAUCUUCCAGCUAAAUUUAAUGAAUUAGAUUUGACUUUACCGAUUGAUAAAUUUUGGAGUGAAUUGCACCUAUGUCAAGAUUAUAGGGAGCUAUCACAAUUCGCAUUAGACACUUUGUGCAUUCCCCAUUCGAAUGCACAAUGUGAACGAGUAUUCAGUCACGUCAAUCUAAUGAAAACAAAAAUUCGGAAUAAAUUGUUGACAAAAACAGUGAAUGGGACUUUGUUGGCUGCACAACAUAUUAAGGAAACUGGAUCAUGUAUCGAUUUCAAGCCAUCUGACGAGAUGUUGUGCAAAUUAAAUUUGAGUAUGUACAAAAGAAUAAAUACUUCGUCUCCCGAGUCUACUGCUGCGCUCAAUGACUCUGAUAGUGAAUAA
Parnassius mnemosyne (clouded apollo) is the source of this 2112-nucleotide messenger RNA. The record is from the annotation of a GenBank genome assembly. Lineage: Eukaryota; Metazoa; Arthropoda; Insecta; Lepidoptera; Papilionidae.